Funneliformis mosseae is the source of this 384-nucleotide messenger RNA. Lineage: Eukaryota; Fungi; Glomeromycota; Glomeromycetes; Glomerales; Glomeraceae. The record is from the annotation of a GenBank genome assembly.
AUGCUAUUAAAUCCAACGCAUCCAACAACAAAUACCAUUAAAUUACCUCCAAUGGGUCAGUUAUCAAUAAUCGCAAAAAAUUCUUGGAAUAAAGAACCACAAGAGGUAAAAAAUUUUUACAAUAAUCUAGCUAAAGAAGCUAGAUUAUUGUAUAAGCAAAACACUUUUCAAAUCAUAUUUGAUAAACGAAUGAAUGAAGUUGAAAAUGACCAAGGAAACGGGCAGGUUGCACCUUUGCAUGUGAAAGGUGAAAUUUUUGCGGCAGAUUUGGGUUAUGCCGAUAGUACCCAAACUAAAGAUGUUGAGACUAUGUUCGAUGCGCAAAACUCGUCAAAUGGAUUUCUUAAGAUUGUGGAUUCUACUGUCGAUGCUAUGGAUUCUUGA